Sphaerodactylus townsendi is the source of this 4696-nucleotide messenger RNA. It is a transcript of the gene TOB2, whose product is annotated as transducer of ERBB2, 2. The coding region runs from base 394 to 1440 and encodes 348 amino acids. Gene Ontology annotation, cellular component: cytoplasm; nucleus. The transcript has 2 exons. Gene Ontology annotation, biological process: regulation of gene expression. Gene Ontology annotation, molecular function: transcription corepressor activity. The record is from RefSeq and is a predicted model, not a curated record. NCBI's taxonomy places the organism in Eukaryota, Metazoa, Chordata, Lepidosauria, Squamata, Sphaerodactylidae.
GCAGGGUUGCUAAGGGUGAAACUUUUCAUUUACUUUGCUCACUUUGGGCCAGGGCGAGGGUGGCGUCCAGUUCCCCGCGGAGGGAGGGAAAGGAGGAAGAAGGGGGCGCCCGAGUCAACAUCCCCCCCACCCCACUUCUGAUUGGGCCUGGAGAAGGGGGAGAAGUUAUCUGAACACCAUCCAUUUGAUUGAAAAAAAUCGGACGUCCACCACCACAUCAGCACUUUGCGAAAAAGAAACCCUCGAGAAACACCCUGGAAAGAACGAGAAGCCCCCCCAACCAUCUCACCUGGGGCUGCAAGGAAGAAGGUUGUUUGGAGCCAAAAUCUGUCUAUGUUUGUGUCCUUUGUCUCUUUUAAUAUACUGCCCUAACUUGCUUGCUGUGAAGGGAGUAUGCAUCUGGAGAUCAAAGUUGCUCUGAACUUCAUCAUCUCCUACCUGUACAACAAGCUUCCACGGAGGCGGGCCGACCUGUUUGGUGAAGAGCUAGAGCGGCUACUGAAGAAGAAAUAUGAAGGCCAUUGGUACCCAGAGAAGCCUCUGAAGGGUUCAGGCUAUCGCUGUGUUCACAUUGGGGAGACAGUGGACCCUGUAGUGGAACUGGCUGCCAAGCGGAGUGGUCUGGCUGUUGAGGACGUACGGGCCAAUGUCCCUGAAGAAUUGAGUGUCUGGAUCGACCCGUUUGAGGUCUCCUACCAAAUUGGAGAGAAGGGAUCAGUCAAGGUCUUGUAUCUGGAUGACAGUGAGGGCUGCAGUGCAGCUGAGUUGGACAAGGAGAUCAAGAGCAGCUUCAACCCUGAUGCCCAGGUGUUUGUCCCCAUUGGAAGCCAGGACAACUCCUUGUCCAAUUCUCCAUCCCCAUCUUUUGGCCAGUCUCCUAGCCCCACUUUCAUCCCUCGCUCUGCCCAGCCCAUCACCUUCACCACUGCCACUUUUGCUGCCACAAAGUUUGGUUCAACUAAGAUGAAGAAAGGCGGAGGAGCUGGAGCCAGCACAAAUAACGCAGGGGCCCCUCAGCAGCAGCAACAGCAGCAGCAGCAACAGCAGCAGCGUUUGGCCCGGUCACCCACCAAUGGCCUGCUGAAGCACAAAGGCCUCUCCCUGUCUAUGCAUUCUCUGAACUUCAUUGGGGGCAGUCCAGCUCCUCAGUCUCAGCUCUCCCCCAAUGCCAAGGAGUUUGUUUACAAUGGUGGUUCGCCAGGAGCUGGCAGCCUCUUCUUUGAUGGCGUAGCUGCCGAGAACCAGGGAGGCGGCAUCCCACCUGCAUCCCAGUUCAGUGCCAGUGGUGGCGGCGGCAGCUUUGAUAUGGCUCAGGUUUUUGGUGGCAGCACCAACAGCCUUUUUCUGGAGAAGACGCCCUUCGUGGAAGGACUCAGCUACAAUCUGAAUGCCAUGCAGUAUCCCAGCCAGUCGUUCCAGCCAGUGGUUUUGGCCAACUGACCGCCAUGAGAGUAUUCUGGCGAAAAUAACUUCCAAAAAAAGAGAAAAAUAAUUAGAAAUAUUUGAAAUCUUAUAAAUAUAGCUUCUUGGAAAGAGACAAACCCUGAUUCGUUGCGUCAUGCCGGGGAACGCUGCUGAAGCACUGAAUUUUUUUAAAAAAAAACUUGUUUCCUGUGCUCUUUCCUACCCAUUCUCUUAAACUUAAUGAGGGAAUCCAUCCUUCUCAGCCCAGCAGUGGUGUCAGCCAGCAUCACUUUGUCUCCCAUGCUGCUCCUUGGAACUGGUUCUCAAAUGUGCUUACUGUAAGAAUGGUCUUGUUCAGGGCACUGUCAUGUCUUUUGAGUCCAGAUGUGUUGAUUCCCCUUCCUCUUUAGAUGUGGAUUUAGUUUGCUUUUGGAUCUGUGAAUUCUCAAGUACUUCUUAGAGGACAAUUUGGGACAUGCAUUCGUUUCUCGUAGCCCUCAUUUGUAUUCCUAUCACAAGAGAGUAACAGUCUUUUUCCCACCUGUGCUUAGUGUUGGCAAGGCCUUGUAGUGAAGUCACUUUCUCCUUAUAGGUCCCUCAAGCCCCAGCAAAGUGCUAAAGGGACAGCAUUGUUGGGGACAAUUUAAUGUAGUGUUUCCUGUUUCAAAAUCAUCCUUUUUAAGCAUCCAGGGUAACUGAACCACAGUUGUGGUUAUAAAUGAGGGCUCUAGAAUCUGAAAAGAAAAAUACAAGAAAAAUUGAUCCCUGUUUGCUGUAGAAGCGAGCACAGUCCUUAUGGUCUUUGUACCUGAGCAGCAGCCACUGAUGUUCCUCUGGACCAACCACCUGGGUUUCUAGGGCUCUGAGCUCUUCUGUUGACAGCUGAGCAUUUAGCCACUGGUUCUCAUAGGAAAGAUUUUUGCCCCCUUUCCUGCUGUGGAAAGUAUUAUUUGAGCAUUAUUUCUUGGUAAGGAAGAGGGAAAUAUUACAGACUGCUUUCUGGAUGGGCGGCAUGAAGGGUUGCACUUUGAAUUUCAUGUCUUCUAAGACUUCGACCAAAAACCUUAUGAUUUUUUUCACAUGAAAGGAAGCAGGCAUUCCUGUAUGGGAGAGCUGCCCACAUAUCAGGUCGAGCAUGCACUUGCUCCAUCUCAAGACUCUGCCCUGGAGAUGGAGUGGGCUUGCUGUAGAAUUUCCAAGUGACUUCAGGUGAGGUGAGGAGAGAGGGUUGGUUCCCUGUGAUAUGAAUGUAGAGUGUCUGUUUGUCCUGUCCUUCUCCUUACUGUUGCUGGUGAGCUAGGAAUCCUAAUGCUAUUCCCUGCAUCUCCCCUUUCUUGCUGGAGAGGGCAGCCUGGAAAACAGGGAAAGUUGUGGCCUUUAAGAGUGAGUUUUUUUGUGGACGAUGACAAAAUCUGCUUUUGGCAGUAAACAUUUGGCCAUCUAAGCCUUUGUGAGAUUAUUAGUUCGCCCUCCAAUUGAGAAAUCUUUCAGUGAGUCACCGUGAAAGUAGCGAACGUGGGUAGAGGGGAGGGAGUUGGUAUGUAUACUUCAGGCUUCAAAAUUUGUCUCCCACUCCACCCAUUUUGGGGGAGGGGUCUUCCACAGCAUGCUUUGAGUGCACAAAGUCUUGUUUUAGCAAUUUCUCUGGCAAAGUCAUUUUGAUUACAUAAGCUACAAUUUGUUCUUCUAGAGGAUCUUCAUUUAUUCGGGCAGAGACUGACUUCCGAAUCUCUCCAAAAGCUAAAUUGAAGAUGCCCUACAGGACUGUAUAAGCCUUAAGCAUCUCUCUUCCUGUGAAGGAUGCUCUAGCCUUGAAGCACUAAAGACGGUGGGCAUAUGAUUCAUGGAGAAGGUCUGCUGCUAAAGCCCUGUUGAUGUGAAUAGAAAUGGUAAAGACUGGGGCUUGUGCAGCAGAUGUUCUCAAGGUGCCUCCAACCUGAUUCCCUUUGUUUCCCUGGACCCCUUUUUACUUCUCACCCAUCCUCUGCUGGGCUGAGGAAAAGGACACUAAGAAUGGUCAUCUGUUUUUCUGUUACCCACUGAGUGGUUGAAGAGGGAAUACACUGUCAGCCAGUAGUGUGAUGGGGAAGUUUCCAGGAGCUUAAGGUCCAAACCCUGAACAAGACGCUUGAGACCUGUUCAGCAAAAAGCAAUUGUUGUCUGCCUUUCCCCUUAACAUUACCACUGCCGCCCACUUCUCCCUCUGGAAUGUACUGUAGACUGCCAAGCUAUUACACUGGACUUGAACUCCAUCUCCCUUACUAGGAGAGCUGCUGGCUUCCUAUCCCCCCUGGUAUAAUCUCCUUUGGUAACUUCUGCAGCAAAGAGCUGCAACGAGCCACUGCCUGGGUGGGAUCCUGUGCUCUUCUAAGGCUUUAACGCAUUGAAGGGGGAGGGGGAACCUCACUAGCACCCGCAACGUGUGAUGUUUGACCUUGCUUUAUCCUGCUAACUGCUUGUGGAAAAGAAGUCUGCAUACACAAGGAGGGAAAGGGGAGGGACCAACAUCCAUCUCCUAACGGAAAUCCCGAUGUGCUUCAGAAGUAUUUCCAGUGCUGGCGGCAAUGAAGGUCACGGCCUCUUUUUUGGUCUUCUUGUCUCAAGAGUUAGAUGUUCAGCUUCGAUUUUAUUUUUAAAACCUGCACUAAUUUACCUGGUUUCUUAGGAAGAAAAAAAAAGAGAUUUUUUUUAACUUUUAUUUUUAUGGGUUUGUGUUAAUUUUUUUUGUUGUCCGUUUAUAUUGAAUAAUUUGCUACAUUUGUAAAAUGUAAGAGGUAUAUAUAAUAUAUGUAUAUUUCUAACGUAAAAAAAUUGAAAAUUUUUCUUUUCAAGAUUUUUUCUUAGAGGAGAGUAAAAAUAUUUUUUCAGGAAAAUUUUAAAAAAGAAGCAGUGAAAGCUCCUUUCUCCCCUCGCCUCCCUCCUUCCUGACCCUUUUUGAAGAGUGAAUCAACAACAUGUGAUCUUAGAGAAUGGAUGAGCGCAAAGAAGACAGAAUUAUGUGUGUUUUUUAAUGCAGAGGUCCAUGCUGUUUCUCUUGUUUGUUUUUCUUUUCUUUUUUUUAACAGUCAGGGGGCCAUUGAGUAGGGAUCCAGAGGGGGUGUUUUCUUUUUUCUUUUCUCUAGCGAAGGAGGAAUACAAUCAGAGUUUUGUAUUCAGAAAGUUGUGCAAUAUUUUGGAACAGGACAUUGGCGUGUCUAGAGAUUUAGUUAAAAACAACAAAGGUUGAUCAAAUCUGUACAGUUUCUAUUGUUCCAGAUUUUUUAAGUUUGUAUUAAAAGCAUGAUAUAUAAUA